This is a messenger RNA of Candoia aspera, 2176 nucleotides long. RefSeq names its product coiled-coil domain containing 97 (gene CCDC97). The transcript is spliced from 6 exons. Bases 214 to 1587 code for a protein of 457 amino acids. The record is from RefSeq and is a predicted model, not a curated record. Lineage: Eukaryota; Metazoa; Chordata; Lepidosauria; Squamata; Candoiidae.
GUUCCUCGGUGAGGGCCUGUUCGCCUUGAUUUACGUUCCCCCGCGAAGGCGGUUGGCGGGGAGGGAUGGAAGAAGUGCGGGGGAUGAGCCUCUGGAGCCGUUUCCACCGGCAUUAAUUCCAUAAGGAAAAAGGAGAAACCAAACGGUUUGCCACAGUUUUCCAGACAAAAUCGAGGCAGCAAAUUGGUUCUCCUCUGCAGAAGAAAUUACAGUAUGGAAAUUCCAGCAACCAAAGGUUGCCCUUCUCAGAGCAACAGAGAUUCUGAUGGGUCUAUUCAAGCAUCUCAUGAUGAUGAUCAGCAGCCUGCAGCCUCAGAUAUGUGCAGCUUUAGGACAGUUGGCGGCUCCCCUUUGCGUCAGAUGUAUUGGGGAGAACAAAUGUCAGGAGUCCCAAAUUCACACAGUUGUCUCCUGAGCAGGAUUGGGGCAUCUGAAGAGCAUCAUUCCUCUCGUAGGGAAGAGAGUUCUUGGAAUCCAGGCCCAAAUUCCUCUCUUGAUAGACAUGAGUCCAGAGAGUCCCUUCCUCUCUCUUCCUGCUGGGGUGAAUUAAAGACAGAAAACCCAGCUGCAAAAAAUGUCGGUAGGGCUACCCAGAAGUUUAACCAAGGCACUGAAAAACUGGGGGACUUGGAUACUGAAAGUGGCACCCCCAACAGAGAAGAGACCUACCAUGACAAACAGUCACAUUACGAUAAUGGAAAUUUUAAGUCCCUUGGUUCAAACAUGGUGACUGAUGGUCCCACUGAGGACGACGACACCACUCUCCUUGCCAUGUUCCACGCUGUGGCCAACAGCUGCUUGGCAGUCCGGAGCCAACAGAAGGAUGAACCAGAUUUCACACCAGCUCAAAAGUUGGCCAUUUUACGGGAUUUAUACCGCACCAAACCUCUGGUCUUCCUGGAGCGCUUCCGAACAGCCCUGCGGGAAGAGCACUUGCCCUGCUUCCGCCAUCUCUCUGGCAAUUACGAGGCAGAUUUCUACUGUGCCGAGGUGCGCAGGGCUGGCCUGGGCAAAACCCGGCACACGAGGGUGAGGAACAAGCGCUAUGCAGCUCUGCAACAGCUCAUCAGAGGUGGGGAAUAUUUCAGCGAUGAGCAGAUGCGUGGCCGGGACCCCCUCCUUUAUGAGCAGUACAUUGGACAGUAUCUGAGCGAUGAGGAGCUGCAGGCACUGGGCAACCUGAAGUUGGAGGCGUCCUGCUCCCUCUCAGGAGUCCUCCUAGACUCCUACCAAGAGCAGGUCAUCCAGCAGCGGCUGCAGGUCCAGCAGGAACAGGAAGAGGCCUGCGAGGAGGAGGAAGAAGACAGUGACCAUGGUAGUGAAGGCAAGGCUUUUGACCCUGAUGCAGACGAGUGGGUUCCUGAUGAUGGGGAGAAGGCUUUUCUGCGGGAAGAGUUCACGAGCCGUAUGUACCAGCGCUUCCUUGAUGGCAAGGAUCUGGACUUUGACUACAGCGAAGUUGAUGAGAAUCCAGAUUUUGACAACCUUGACAUUGUCUCGAGGGAUGAGGAAGAACGUUAUUUUGAUGGGGAGGAGCCUGAAGCCGCUGACACUAUGGAAAUAGAGGAGAUGGAUCUAAGAUCUUAGUUCCUGUGAUGGAGGCGAAGGCAUCAGGGCAUCCUGCGCUGCUGGUGGCAGAGCAGGGAAAUGUACAUUUGACGCCCCACCCUAGGUGGCAUUCAUCUUGCUGAAUUGGGUGGACGAAUUGGCUUCACGUUCACCUGGAUGGAGCGUCAAAAUCGGAAGUGGUUGCUGAGGGAAGUUUGUGGGGCCCACGGCAUCUUUGGUACCUGGUAAGAGAUCACCAGAUCUCUUCCUGAAUUCUUCUGAGUCCCCAGUAGGAAAAGAUUGCUGAAAAGAAAAAGACCAGACAAUGCCAGUGUGUGUUUGUCAUGCCUCAGUAAAUCUAAUCCCUGUAUCUGGACAAUACAAUUUCCCACAAUACAGUCACGUUCCUUUCUUGAGUCUGCAUUUUCCCCUUGGCCUGUAAACCAGUGCUGAGAAACACUAUUGUAAAUAAGCAGUCUCCAUUAGGAGCAGAGCUAACCUCAAGUCUGGACACACCCCAAGUCAAACCUCCCUCCACCCCCACCAGUGUUCUGUUCUUCAGUGGCAAUUUGGGUCUCAAGGGCUUUUUCCAGCAUUUGGAGGUGAACAAUAAAAUUGCUAAAUAAGA